AUGGUGACGUUUAAGAAAACACCUCCGGAUUAUGUGUUUGUCAUUGCAUUGACAGCGGUUGCUGCAGCGGUCCGGGUCCAUAAGAUCUCAUGGAAUAACCACGUUGUGUGGGACGAGGCGCAUUUUGGCAAGUUUGCGUCGCAUUAUCUGAGGCACGAUUUCUACUUUGAUGUUCAUCCGCCGCUCGGAAAACUUCUGUGUGGUCUCAGCGGAUAUUUGGCGGGUUAUAAUGGGUCUUUUGAGUUCAACUCGGGGGAUGCGUAUCCGGAGGGUAUGCUCUAUGGCAGGAUGAGACUAUUCAACUGUCUUUUCAGCAUAAUGACGGUGCCUUUGGCGUUCAUCACCAGUAGACUAUUGAAUUUUUCUUUAGCCACGUGUUUGUUCAUUGCAGUGACCGUCUGUUUCGAGAACAUGAGCGUUGUACUUGGAAAGUUUAUUCUGCUGGACUCCAUGCUGAUGUUCUUUACUGCCACGACCUUCAUGUGUCUGGCCAAAGUCAGUUCACUCCAGAGAAAGGGCAAAGAAUUGAGUAUUUCGUGGUUUUCAUGGAUGCUUUUUAGCGGAGUUUCGAUCGGGUGUGUUUGCUCUGUGAAAUGGGUUGGUCUCUUCAUCACGGUGGUCUUUGGUCUGUAUGUGAUUUUGGAUCUUUGGCUGAAAUACUGGAACUCGACCUCUAAAGCUCGUCUUCUGUUUCAUUGGAUGGUGCGGGUGGUGACCCUCAUUAUUGUUCCUGCAAUUGUCUAUAUCUUGAUUUUCCAAAUCCACUUCAAGACACUUUACAAGUUUGGCAAGGGCUCGUCGUCGAUGACUUCGUUAUUCCAGGCCAAUCAGGAAGACACAGAAAUAACAGUUACAGCACCCAGAAACGUGCUAUACGGAUCCAAAGUCACGAUUAGGUCACAGGGUCUUAGUCCGAACCUGUUACAUUCUCACGGCUCUGUGUAUCCAGAAGGUUCGGGCCAGCAUCAGGUCACUACCUACGGGUUUCGAGACUCCAAUAACGACUGGGUCAUAGAGCUCCCUAGGAGCAAAUAUCCGAUUUCGCAAGAUGGUAAGGUGAGACAUGGUGAUGUAAUAAGACUGAGCCAUCCAAUGACGAGAGCCAACCUACACUCGCACGAUAUCAGGGGCCAUGUAUCGUCUCAGUUCUGGGAAGUUUCAGGUUAUGGCGAUGAAAACAUUGGAGAUGAAAAAGACGACUGGGUCGUGGAGAUUGUUGAACAGUUACACAGUUCCAAUGAGACCUAUGCCGAUUUGCAAGAAUCUUACUCAGAGUUCAAGGACUUGGUCCAUCCUCUUUCUACCUCCUUCAGGCUAAGACACAAAGUUCUGGGCUGCUACCUCGCCACUACUGGAAUGUCUUAUCCGUCAUGGGGUUUCAAGCAGGGCGAAGUGAUCUGCAAACCUUCGUGGUUUGUCAAGGAAAAGGGGACCUGGUGGAACGUAGAAGAUCACAUCAACGAGGCAACCGUGGCAGACCAAGACUACACUCCUCCGAAGUCACAUUUUUGGAGGGACUUUGUGCUUCUGAACUACGCCAUGAUGGCAUCAAAUAAUGCUUUGGUUCCAGAUCCUGAUAAGCAGGAUGAUUUAGCUUCUUCGUGGUGGCAAUGGCCAACCGAUAUCGUUGGUCUCAGAAUGGGUGGUUGGGGCCGCAGCCAAGUGCGCUAUUUCAUGAUGGGAAAUCCAAUAGUCGUUUGGCUAUCAUCUGCAAGUAUUCUAGUCAGUGUAUUCAUUAUUUUGAAGUUAGCACUACAAUGGCAGAGACAGAUCUUGAUUCUGAAUUCUCAUGAUCUAUGGGUUUUCACCAUGGGCGGGGUAUUCCCGCUUCUUGCGUGGGUAUUGCAUUUCUUGCCCUUUGUGCUCAUGUCCCGAGUGACUUAUGUCCAUCACUAUUUUCCAGCAUUGUAUUUUGCGAUUUUCCAAAUGGGGUUUUUGGUUGAGUAUUUCACCAUCACUAUGAAUAGAAACUGGAGAUUGGUGAUUUUCGUGGUGCUACAAUCGAUCGUAAUUGGAGCCUUUGUGUUUUUCUGGCCUAUGAGCGAUGGUAUGACGGGACCAUUGGAGAAUUAUAGUUACAUGAACUGGUUGAAAACUUGGAGAAUUAUAUAG
This is a messenger RNA of Kuraishia capsulata CBS 1993, 2112 nucleotides long. RefSeq lists its product as uncharacterized. Lineage: Eukaryota; Fungi; Ascomycota; Pichiomycetes; Pichiales; Pichiaceae. Bases 1 to 2112 code for a protein of 703 amino acids. The transcript has a single exon. Gene Ontology annotation, biological process: protein O-linked glycosylation via mannose. Gene Ontology annotation, cellular component: membrane; endoplasmic reticulum. Gene Ontology annotation, molecular function: dolichyl-phosphate-mannose-protein mannosyltransferase activity. The record is from RefSeq and is a predicted model, not a curated record.